CCGGCUUCUGCCAAAUGAUGAUCACGUUGCGCAGCGGCUUCCCGUCGAGCACCUGAACGGCCAUCCUGCUCACCGCCGCCUCCGAUCGUCGUCCUCCGCUGCCUCCAUUUUCCUCGAAGAACCACUCGCGAUCCGCUACGUUCCUCUGCUGCAAAAUGCCAAGGAACCCUAAGCGGAAGCUCUCGCCCUCGCCUACCCGGUCCAUCGAAGCUCUGAAACCCUCCUUCGAGCCCUACGCGGACCUCCUAUUCCCUACCUCAGAGCAAUGCCAGGCCGUGCGUGACGCUCUCCUUGCCCACCACGGAUUCCCCCAGGAGUUCGCCAAGUACCGGAGGUCCACCGACAGCCUGGAUGAGGGCGGUGAUGCCAGGGAGACGGUCCUUGAUGGUCUCGUGAGUACGCUCUUGUCUCAGAAUACUACGGAGUCGAACUCGAGAAGGGCGUUCGAGUCCCUUAAAACCGCCUUCCCUACCUGGGAUCAAGCUCUUGUUGCGGACACAAAGCUGGUAGAGGAUGCCAUCAGGUGUGGAGGAUUGGCUGUGACCAAGGCAGCAAGCAUAAAGAACAUUCUGAGGGCAUUGAAGGAGAAAAGAGGCGAAAUUUGUUUGGAAUACUUGCGAAGCUUGUCUGUGGACGAGAUCAAAGCUGAGCUAUCCAAGUUCAAGGGAAUAGGACCAAAAACGGUAGCGUGUGUUCUAAUGUUCCAGCUUCAGCGAGAUGAUUUCCCAGUGGAUACUCAUGUUUUUCGGAUAACGAGGGACAUUGGUUGGAUCCCCAUUAAAGCAAACAGAGAGCAAGCAUAUAUCCACCUCAAUAAUAGAAUACCUAAUCAUUUGAAGUUUGACCUGAAUUGUCUUCUUGUAACUCAUGGAAGACUUUGUCACAGGUGUUCUGUUAGAAGAGGUAAUCAGAACACGGGAGAUGGUCCACAGGUUUCCUGCCCUCUCACUCAGUACUCUCAGUAUAAGGAUGGGUUCGAUCCGACAUUGGCUCUUCAUCCAAUAUCCCUACUGAAGAAAUGGAAACUGGUGUGGCAGCACAAGGUUCUGGUUCCAGGGAGCUGAAAGCCAACUCUCUCUAUCCAGACAAAGGAGAAGAGAAAAGGAUUCGCUUGUUUGGCUUUGAGUUCGAUCCAAAUGGGGAUGGGGAGAGUGGAAACAAGGAGGAUGGUGAGAAGAUUUCACCUGCCCCUGCUUUCUGCUCUGUCAGUGGACCGGAGGACAAGAAGUAUGGGUGCCAAUUCUGCCGCAAGGAGUUCCCAAACUCGCAAGCGCUCGGGGGCCAUCAGAAUGCCCACAAGAAAGAGCGGUUGAAGAGGAAGAAGCUGGAGCUCCAGGCCAGGAGAACUGGCGUCGGUUUCUACCUCCAACCUCUCAUCAAAAGCCACUGCUCCGGAUUCGACUUAUCGGUGCCAUGGUACUACCGUGCCACCGCGCCUGACUACCUCUUGUUUGAAGAGUCAAAUGGGAACUUCAAGACUGUGGAUCAGAAUGCCUUCUCAGGCGGUCUCCUGCCAUCUAAGCCACCUACCUUUGUGCCUCAUCUUCCGGUCGAGCAGCACCCCGGCUUGCAGGGAAUGAUGCAACAGGAGAAACAAUUGCCAAGCUGGCCAAUCGCCGCCAUAUCUUCGUCCUUGUCCAGGUCAAAACAAAGUUACCAAGAACUGGACCUUCAGCUGCGCCUUGCGGUGAAGUCCACUGCCUGCAACACUACCAGAAAUGGGUUCCAAGCUUAGCCAAGGGACAUGUUCCAGCCUAUGAACUCACAAAGUCACAAUACACGGAUCGACCGAUUUCCUCGACUAAAAAAGCUACUUGCAAGGAUCUCAAUCUACAUGGUAGUUUGAUCCAAUGAAUUGUUGCAUGUGAAUUAUAUUCUCGCAGCAACUUUUGUUCUCGUAGACUUCAAGAACUAGACAACUGCCCCAACAUCGAAGCAUCGACUAUCGAAGAGGAGCUUCUAUGUGAGAUGUACAUAUUUUGCCUCUAUAAAGAUGAAUUCUUUGUUUA
Molecule: messenger RNA, 2009 nt
Organism: Zingiber officinale
Lineage: Eukaryota; Viridiplantae; Streptophyta; Magnoliopsida; Zingiberales; Zingiberaceae
Product: putative DNA glycosylase At3g47830
Exons: 5
Coding region: 156-1064 (302 amino acids)
Biological process (GO): base-excision repair
Molecular function (GO): catalytic activity
Source: RefSeq, a predicted model, not a curated record